CCAAUUACAUAAACUCGUGAAAAUGAGUGAAAAUUCCAAUACUGGCAAACAAACGAAAUUUAUAUUCAGGCGAAAAUCCAGCCUGGGCGCCAAUAAGAAAACUAAUGCCAUUAACUAUGAACAGAUGAAGUUUUCCAAUGAUGGACCAAUGCAAGUGGCCAUGGCGGAUGGACAUUCAUUCAAGGCCAUUCCAAAUACAGACGGACAUGAUGGAAAGUUAUUGCUUAAAUUGAGUACCUCCAAGAUUUCUCUGCGUAAAAGUGGAGAACAGGAAAAGAAGGCCAAACAACUGAAGGCCGAUUCUCAAUCGGAUGCAGGGCGUCGCAAGUCGGCACCUCAGAUAUUUAAUUUUAGUAUUGCACCCAAAUUGGAAGCAUUAUUGAUGAAAGAGCCUCAGUCCAUUCCGAAGUUGCCGGGAUUCGAACCACAAAGAAACAACACCACGGUUACAACGUCCCGAUCCCGAAGCUUGGGUUUAGCUUUGGCCCUGGACGAAGCAAAGGUGAUGGACAGCAACAGCGAAGCUAGUAGCAGUAGUCUAGCUGGCGCUGAAGGUGAUGGCCUAUCCACAUCACCGGAAUCUCUUCUCGAUCAUAUACUAAGUGGUGCCUCCUCCAUGUCCGUGCAGAGUAGCAGCAAUAGCAGCCAGGCGAGUAAUGCAACUGUGGCCCAACUUAAGGAGUCUCUGCAUCCGAAGCGUUUUCUAAGCUUGAAAUCAUCUCCUGAGGUUAGGGUAUUGCCACCCACACCCGAUACCGGAUCACAGCCGAAACUAGAAGUAGCCACUCCCAGGCUAUUACUUUUACCGCCUGGUAAUCCAUCGACUAAUCCGCCCGUGUCCUCUUUAGAUUUGUAUGACUAUCAAACGGAUGCAUCUUCUCCGGCCAGAAGUCGUACGCCUUCGCCUAUUAACUCACCACAGGCUUCGCCCCUGCCAUCUCCAUCGCCCAGCAUCACUCUGCGUCCAAGUACGCCUCCAGAGUCGUUCCUUACCUCAUUUCCUGAUGAUCUCAAAUGCGCCAUCUGCAUGGAUGUCUUUACGGAACCUAGAACCCUCAAUUGUUUGCAUUCCUUUUGCCUGCAAUGCCUGGCCAAUGAGAAUUUCAAGGAAGAGAUCAUUACAUGGGUGCAAAAUCCACGUCUGGAAGAUCGAUCCAAUUACAGUUUGCGUUCCGAAAUAGGCUCGGUUUCAGGAUCAAGUGCCGAAUUGGCCACAAUUUCACCAGCUAGGCAACGGGGUUCCAGUUUCAGUUUGAGGCGCAAGAAAUCAAUGGAUCGUCUGGUAUUAAGGUCGAAAAGCGAAAGCAAACGUUCGACAGCAUCUUCGAGAAGUUUUUUGAAUGAAACACGAAGCAUACGUUGUCACAUUUGCAGUACAUCCACGGACUUACCUUUGGGCGGAGUGCGUCUAUUGCCCCAAAACUAUUUGCUAGUACGGCGCAUUGAAGCGUUACGUUUGCAGGCGGGCGAUGAUGUUAUCUCAAAAGUCUGGUGUUCCCUGUGCAGUGAUGAAAUUAGUGCCACAUAUCACUGCAUAACUUGCACUCUCAAUCUCUGCACUCUCUGCAAGGAGGCCCACGAACGUCAACGUAGUACAGCCAAUCAUCGGAUGAGAAGUAUUUUGGAACUUAGACGAGCACGUAAGCAAAAGCAGCAACAACUUGGCCUGGGCGAUAGCAGCAAAUUGGUAUUGAAAUGUGGCCUUCAUACCAGCUUCGAGAUGAAGGCCUUCUGUGUUCCAUGCAAACAAUUGGCCUGUCCAGAUUGUCUGGUCCUGCUGCACAAGGGUCAUCGUCAUGAGAAUAUACCCAGAGCUAUAGGACAUCAGGGGAAAUUAUUGCGUGAGGCAACCGAACAGACGAGACCAUUAUGUCAAUAUGCAGAGCAUUCUAUUGAGCGAUUGAAUGAAAUUGCUCGUGGCAUCAAUGGCAGAUGCGAUGAUAUCCAGACCCAAGUGGAUCGUUAUAUGCAGGGUUAUUUCGAGGCACUUGAGUCACAUCGUCGUACCUUAAUCCAACAGAUAAACCGAGCCAGAGAGUCCAAAGUGGAGAUUAUUCUAAAGCAACAAUUGGAUCUGGAAAAACGUACUCAACAAGCACUAGAAGCUGUUCGCUUUAGUCAGGAACUCCUAGAAGUUGGAGCCGAUGUGGAAAUUCUCAGUUUUGUUUCCAUAUUAAUGAAACGUUUGGAAUUUUGUCAGCAAUUUAAGCCACCAGUUGAUCCCAAGAUUUCCGAUUCUCUGCAUUUUUUGCCAAAGAUACGAGCUCCAGGCACCAAGGAUCAACAUGAUAUACCACUUUAUGGCAUCAUUACCAUGCAAGUUGUUGAACCUUCACUUUGUACACUGCAAUGGGAAGGCUUCUCUCAGCUUCGCUUGCAUAAGAAAGCGGAUCUUCUAUUGCAUUCCCGGGAUGCCGAUGGUGUUUCACUCUGUCAUGGUGGUUUGGAGAUCAAUUGUAUGAUUAAAUAUAAGGAUUCGAAUAACAAAUUUCUACCCAUUGAUGUUUCCGAUCAUCGUGAUGGCACAUAUAGCAUCACCUUCAUACCAGAUGCCCAAGGAUCUCUCAUUUUAACAAUUACAAUCAAUGAGCGUCCCAUCCGAGGAAGUCCAUUCACCUUCCAGGCAAGACAAGUACGUCCACAUGCUGGUAUAUAUCAUUGUUGUUCCUUUUGCUCGGGUAAGGGUAAAUGUUCCUGCGAGGGUCGUAUGCCAGGUCAUAAUGGUUGUGGCCAUGGGCAUACAGGACAUCCAGGACGUCGUCAUUGGUCGUGUUGUGGCAACGUGUUGGAAAACUCGGAAUGCACAGUGGCUAACAAACUAUUAAAUGCAUAAUAUUAUGUUAUUAUAAUAAUUAACGUAAGGUUUAAACUUAUCAUUAACAAAAAUCAUUGAUUUUAAAUAAAUUGAAUAUAGAUUAUGGCUAAAAAAAAUACGUUUUAUAAC
Messenger RNA from Drosophila willistoni, 2944 nucleotides. RefSeq names its product tripartite motif-containing protein 45. NCBI's taxonomy places the organism in Eukaryota, Metazoa, Arthropoda, Insecta, Diptera, Drosophilidae. The record is from RefSeq and is a predicted model, not a curated record. Bases 23 to 2833 code for a protein of 936 amino acids. Gene Ontology annotation, molecular function: zinc ion binding; protein binding; ubiquitin-protein transferase activity. Gene Ontology annotation, biological process: positive regulation of DNA-templated transcription. Gene Ontology annotation, cellular component: chromatin; nucleoplasm. The transcript is spliced from 6 exons.